Molecule: messenger RNA, 1899 nt
Organism: Patiria miniata (bat star)
Lineage: Eukaryota; Metazoa; Echinodermata; Asteroidea; Valvatida; Asterinidae
Product: protein preY, mitochondrial-like
Exons: 2
Coding region: 95-442 (115 amino acids)
Source: RefSeq, a predicted model, not a curated record
UAACUAUUUCAAUGCGUUUAAAUAGUUUCCUUAAAGCUGUUUUAAAACAAAUAAUGAUUUUAUUUUAUUAUUAUAGUUCGUGAUAGAGACCAACAUGGCGGCGCCCAUGAGAUGUUUGAUUUCUCGCAGUUCUGCUUUUCUUUUUACAAAAUGUGUCAAAACUGGCGUUCAAGUGUCAUCUCUCCGUCGGUUCCAUCUCUCGUCGAGUGUCUUCUACCCAGCAGAAUUUGAUCCAAGCAUUUUAGACACCGUGGUUUGUCCGCUAUCAAAGAGCCAACUGCGGUAUGAUGUGGAGGCCUCUGAACUGGUUAACGACGAACUAGGAGUGGCAUACAAGAUUAUUGAUGGGAUUCCAAACCUCAUACCAGAAGAUGCUCGCAUGAUCAAACAAGACAAGGAUUCAGCAGACAAGAACUCGGAUCAAACCAAGAAGGAAACAUAGCAGAGUUGUGGAGAUGACUACCUAUGACUUCUGUGCAUGAACAGUAGAUAGUACUUCAUCACUCACCAGAGCUCAAGUGGAGGAGGCCCACAGCAUGCAUGCCCCAGUAGUGCAUACGACUGGAUGCCAUGGGAAUUCAUUAGGAGGGCCUCCCAGUGGUCUCUCCCAACUUGUUGUAGAUGCUGUGUCAAACUUGUUCAUGUAUGUAGUCUUCCACAACAGAUACAACUGACUGUGUGUGACCCUUCUUGGAGACCAGUUUAGAUCAAUCAAGGUUUAAGAUCAAUCUUCUGCUAUUCAAUUCCUAACACCUUAUUUGUAUCUUUACUUGUAAUCAAUAUAACUACCGGGGUGUGUUUGGAAGAGAAUGAUUGCUCCAGUCAGAAUGGAAUGUUGUGAUCGUUCUGCAUUCGGUAUUUCAUUUAAGUCAAGAUGACUAGAUUGUAGUCACAACUGAACCUGGCUAUGUGUAAAGUAGGACAUGGUGUACUGCUGCUUUUAUGCAUUAUUCAUAAAUACCUUAAUUUACCCAUUUGUAUUGAUCGAGAGGCCGUCACGUGGGUGAUUUUAAACGGUUGAUAGAACACCAACUGGUUUUAAACACUUUUUUCCCCCAGUGUCACAUGAAAUUUUGACUUCUAUGUAAUCUGGUCCCUUUUACCCUUUUAUUGGUUGAACCCUCACACGUGACCAGUCACUCUCCUAAUUAGUCUGUAUUUCAUAGAGUCCUAAAUUCACACUACACCGGCACCGCUGCGUUCUACGCCACAUCUUGCAGUACGCGCCACUCGCGCACCAAUCUCCAUGGAGAUUUUUAGUGCUAAUGCGAGGUACGUACCAUAAACAUAGCUAGAGGGGUGUUUCACAAAACACGAGGUAAAAUAUUUGAAAAAGAUUGUUGGAAAUAUAUAAUUUUUUGACAUGACAUGACCGAAAGGUAUUUAUGAAUGGGAAUAAGUAUGUGCUUGGCUGGUAUUAAACAAGUACGUUUAGUAUCCGUGUCUAGGCCCCUAUCCGAUACUUCUGUUAUUUGUUUAAAACUGGCCAUGCACAUGUUUAUUCCCUUAUUUAGUAACUUUAAAAUAAAUCACACAAACAAACAUACAAUACCAAAACUUGAUCUAAAUAAAAGACCAUUUAUUUACCACCUUUACUUUGAAGUAAGACGGGUGCCAGAUCUACACUUUCAUAUUUCAAGUAAUCCAUUGUAAGGAAAGUGAACAUAAACAUUCAUCACGACUGUUUUGCCAAAAUAAUUUCAAUAUUUUUCUGAAAGUAAAAACAGCUAUGCAUUGGAAUGAGGAGUUGACUUAACUUUCUGCAGUUAAAAUACCCUAUAAAAGGAUCCAGUUCUAAUUCUGUAGUUAGUGUGAUUAACUAAAUCUACACAAACGGUGUUAUGUACAAACCAUAAACAGUUCAAAAGUGAAAUAAAAUUAUUACAAUAACUUGAAAAA